Sphenostylis stenocarpa is the source of this 378-nucleotide messenger RNA. Lineage: Eukaryota; Viridiplantae; Streptophyta; Magnoliopsida; Fabales; Fabaceae. The record is from the annotation of a GenBank genome assembly.
AUGACUGAAAGAACUCUAGUUCCAAUAUUCGUCUUCUGGGCUUUCCUUACAAUAAUCACUCCUACGCUUAUUCUCUUGUCAGAGAAUUCGAAGGCAGACCUUGAUUCAAAUGGAAAUACAACUGAGGGAAUGAAGCUAGGAAGAAUGAUUGGGCACACACAGAAUUAUAUCAGGAAAACAUCACCGACACCAACCAAGUUUGAAGCUGAACUGGCCCCAGAACCAGCCCCAGAACCAAUACCAACUAGCACCAGAGUUACUCCAACUGUGUCACACUCACAUCAUAAUCAUACUCUUAUACACAAUACAACCGAUGAUGGGCUUACCCUCUCUUCUCCCAGAAUACACGUUAAAGUCAAACUAACAAAUAUCAGAUAA